Peniophora sp. CBMAI 1063 is the source of this 741-nucleotide messenger RNA. NCBI's taxonomy places the organism in Eukaryota, Fungi, Basidiomycota, Agaricomycetes, Russulales, Peniophoraceae. The record is from the annotation of a GenBank genome assembly.
AUGGCCUUCGAUCUCUCCGAGCAAGAUCUCGAGGCGUUCUUUUACGGCCUUUCCGUGAAGAGCGUGAAAGUGAUCAAGGACCGCGACGAUAGGCCGAAAGGCUUCGGCUAUGUCGAGUUUGGCAGUCUCGACGAUCUCAAGGGUGCGCUGGCGAAGUCUGGAACGCCCCUCGCAGACCGCACAGUCCGCAUCUCAGUAGCCGAACCGCCAAAAGAACGCGACGGCCGUCCCGGCUUCGGCGGCGGCGACCGCGGCGGUCCUUCGACGACACCAAAUUCGAAUCCGACUGGCGCUCAUUCCGCCCCGGGCCCCUAUCCCCCGCGCCCCGUGGCUUCGGCGGCUUCGGCGGCGGCGACCGUGGCGGCUUCGAGCGGCGUCAAGGUGGCGACAGCGGCGGACUCGAGCGCGGCGAUCGGCCCCCGAGGGGAGACAGGGAGCCCUUACCGCCCAGCGCGGCCGACACCGCCGACGCCUGGCGCUCGUCGCGCCCCGCGCGCCCCGCUGAGCCCCGCCGAGCCCGAGCGCAAGAGGUCGAACUUCGGCGUCGGAGCCGGAUCAGCGGGCGCGGCCGAUAACGAGGAGACAUGGUCGAAGGGCAGCCGGUUCCAGCCGAGCACUGACGAGCCGCGCCGCGGCGGGUUCGGGGGCGCGAGGGGCAGGGGCAGAGGGAGAGGGAGAGGGAGAGGGAGGAGCAGCCGGCGAGUGUGGCGGAGUCGGGCGGGACGUGGAGGAGGGGGCUGA